Oikopleura dioica is the source of this 303-nucleotide messenger RNA. The record is from the annotation of a GenBank genome assembly. Lineage: Eukaryota; Metazoa; Chordata; Appendicularia; Copelata; Oikopleuridae.
AUGAAGCUCCUUUUUCUCGCCGCUUUUGUUCAGGCCCAGAAUCAUGACCAAGAAGCCAUGGCCUUCUGCAACAACUACUGCCAGGACAAGCCAGAUACUCAUUACCCAGAUACUGGGUUUUGCUUGAAUGGGACCUACUUGAACCCAAAAGAUUGCAGCUCUUAUUUCCGAUGCUGGGAGCGAGGAAGCGUUGGGGACAAGCUUUUCUGCCCGAUCGGUCUUGUCUGGAACGACGAGUACAAAAUCUGCGACUGGCCAUACAAUCUCGACUCGGACGAUGAGUGCUACGAGCCCUUGAAAUAA